AUGGCACAACCUCCAGUUUCUCUCACACCUCCAGUCUUUAAUGGCGAUCAAUACCACAUGUGGGCAGUCAAGAUGAAGGCAUUCCUUCAUGGACAGGGUCUGUGGCAGUACGUGGAAGAGAACCGUCAAUUGCCUCCCUUGGGACCAAAUCCCACCCUGAAUCAAAUCAGGAUGCAUGAAGAAGAGGCUGCUAAAGCACCGAGAGCUCUUUCUCAUAUUCAUGCAGCAGUGACUGACCUUGUAUUCACAAGGAUCAUGGCGUAUGAAACACCAAAGGAAGCAUGGGAUAAGUUGAGAGAAGAGUAUACGGGUAGUGAUACAACAAGGGGCAUGCAGGUGUUGAACCUGAGAAGAGAAUUCGAGUUGCUGAAAAUGCAAGAAACUGAAAAGAAGAAUUGUGGAGAAAGUGUUAGUAAGCCUACCNAGCGUAUGCAAGAAUGGGAAGAAUGGAUUCCUUACGGCCCAAGUCUAGAAGCCGAAGGCUUCUCUCAGUUAAAAGAGCUUUUAAUUGUAAACUGUUCUAAACUCGUAGGAAGAUUGCCGGAAUGUCUUCCUUCAUUGGAGAAGCUUGUCGUUAGAAAUUGUGAGAAAUUGCUGGUGCCAGUUUCAGCUUUUCCUGCACUUUACAGGUUAGAAAUUGAUGGAUGUAAAGAGAUAGUUCAGAGAAGUGCAGCCAACCUGUCCUCACUAAGCUCGGUUGUUCUUUCUGAUAUUUCGAGUCAGGUGUUUGUAGAGCAGUUUAUGCAACGGUUAUCGAAAGUAGAACAUCUAAAGAUUGUUGGCUGCAAAGAGCUAACAUUUCUAUGGCAGAAUGGAAUUGGAUUACUCCAAGCUAUUAGCCCGCUUCAUCGACUGGAAAUAAAACAAUGUCCCCAACUUCUUUCCAUGGUCGCAGAAGAAGAAAAUCGACAGCAGCAAGGGGUGGCUUGUAGUUGUAAACUACAAUAUCUGGAAUUGAGCGAUUGCAAAUGCCUUGUGAAACUACCACAAGAAUUGCACCGAAUUAGUUCUCUUAGAAAGAUAUGUAUAUCAAACUGCCCCGAACUUGUUUCUUUUCCAGAGACUGGCCUUCCUUUGCAGCUAAGAUUCAUUGAAAUUGGCGGAUGCAAAGCACUUAAAUCCUUACCUGGGGCAUGGAUGAGUACCACCACCACCACAUAUCUUGAAAGUUUGUCUAUCAAAUAUUGUGGUUCUUUGCUAUAUGUUGCCAGAAUUCAGCUACCUAUGAGUCUAAAGAGACUUGAGAUUACAUCCUGCCAUAAUUUACGGUCUCUGAUCGAUAACGAUGAAGCUCCAAUAAUUUGCAGCUCUUCUCUCGAGUACUUGGAUACUAGAGAUUGUUCAUCUCUCACUUACUUGUGGCCGAAAAGGGAGUUACCUGUCACACUUCAACAUAUCAAGGUUGUCAAAUGUUCGAAGCUGGAGUCCAUAGCUGAAAGAUUUGAGAGUAACGCAUCUCUUGAAAGUAUUAAGAUUUCGCAGUGCGAAAAUCUGAAACUUCUACCUGAUGAUCUGCACAAACUCUGCCAUCUGUCAAAGAUUUUUAUAAGCCUUUGUCCGAAUCUUGUUUCCUUUCCAGAAGGAGGGUUGUAUUGCAAAAACCUGACAGAAAUAUGCAUGAUUGGGUGUGAGAAACUGGUGGCCCUGCCCAAUGUCAUCCACAAUCUGACCUCUCUUCAACAUUUGAAGAUAAAAAGAUGUCCAGCCAUUGUCUCCUUCCCUGAGAAUGGCUUUCCCACCAACCUAAAAUUACUUGAAAUUGAAGAUCUCAGGAUCCUGAAGCAAUUCUUUGAUUGGGGAUUGCUCAGACUCACCUCUCUUACACGACUCUUCAUCAGCGGUGGAUGCUCCGACUUGGUUUCCUUUCCACAGGUUCCGACCUCUCUAACCGCCUUAUACAUCAGGAACUUUCCGAAUUUGGAAUUCAUAUCCUUUUCUGAUCAAACCUUCUCUUACUUGGAAGAACUAUAUCUCCUCGACUGCCCCAAGCUCAAAUCGUUUCCAGAAAAGGGCUUGUCUCGCUCCCUUUCGCAACUAUACAUCUUCCAAUGUCCUCUGCUAGAACAAAAGUGUAAAAAGGGUAGUAAAUAUUGGUCCAAGAUUGCUCACGUCCCUUGCGUGUCGAAGUUGCUUCGACAGUUUGAAGUUUGA
Molecule: messenger RNA, 2151 nt
Organism: Pistacia vera
Lineage: Eukaryota; Viridiplantae; Streptophyta; Magnoliopsida; Sapindales; Anacardiaceae
Product: probable disease resistance protein At4g19520
Exons: 3
Coding region: 1-2151 (716 amino acids)
Source: RefSeq, a predicted model, not a curated record